This is a messenger RNA of Lathyrus sativus (Indian pea), 237 nucleotides long. The record is from the annotation of a GenBank genome assembly. Lineage: Eukaryota; Viridiplantae; Streptophyta; Magnoliopsida; Fabales; Fabaceae.
AUGACGCGUGGGAGGGGAAGGGGACGAGGGCAACCCUCUUGCACGGUACCCCCAUCACCGGUAGUCUCUGCGGCGGUCACGAAAAAUCUUGGUGAUUCUGAUCAAGUAGAUCAUGUGGAAGUUACGGAAAUUAGCGAUUCGCAAGAUGAGAUAAGCCAAUCUGAUGAGGAAGAAGUGAAAGAACUCAAUCACGAAGCCCUAAAUUCACCUGUUAAUGAUCGAAUUGAAAGCUAUUAA